Coffea arabica (coffee) is the source of this 1890-nucleotide messenger RNA. NCBI's taxonomy places the organism in Eukaryota, Viridiplantae, Streptophyta, Magnoliopsida, Gentianales, Rubiaceae. The record is from RefSeq and is a predicted model, not a curated record.
GGUGUUGGAUUAUGUUCUGCGUAUACCACACUUCACCAGAAUUCACCGUCCCGCCUGCAGAUUUUCACCGAGCAAAAGCACGGUUCGCUCUCCACCAAAGGGGGUGCUGGUGGCUUUAGGUAGAAUAUGCAAUUCCUUUUUAUGGGAUCAAAAUGUUAAUGCACGGCGGCUUCACUGGUGUGCUUGGGAGAAGCUAUGCUUUCCUCUACAGGAAGGGGGCUUAAGUAUCAGGUCGUUUGCUAAGAUGUCGCGAGCCUUUUCAUGUAAGCUCUGGUGGAGGCUGCGGGGGCAUAACUCCUGUUCGGCUGAAUUUAUGCACACAAAGUACAUUCGGUGGGCUCAUCCCACGAGCAUGGUUGUGGAGCGAGCUCCCUUUUCUUGGUGGCGCUUGGACGAGGUCAGGGGUUUUGUUGAGGAUAACACUAGGUGGUGUUUAGGGGAGGGCAUGCUAGACUUUUGGCUUGAUAUUUGGUGUGGCGACCAACCGCUGGCGUCCCGCUUGGGCCUUCUAGAUCCACCCUAUCUGUUAGUUGGUGAGUUUUAUUCCCUGGAUGGAUGGAAUGUUCCUCGUUUACGGGAAUGGGUACCGCAGUCUCUACUUACAGAAAUAUUGGAAAUCCCUUUUGACCCAUUCCGGAAAGAUAGGAGGGUAUGGGGGCUAAGUUCAUCAAGUGAAUUCUCGGUGUCCUCGGCAUGGGAGGCUCUGCGCCAAAAACGGAAUAUCUCCUUAGUGGAUAAAUUUAUUUGGGACCCAGUCAUUCCGGGGAAAAUUUCAUUCUUUUCAUGGCAGCUAGUGUGCAGGUGGGUUCCGAUUGACUGUGUUGUACAGCAAAAAGGGCUUGCUCUGGUGUCCUGUUGUGGUUACUGCCUGCAGGCGUUUGAGUCCUUUAAUCAUGUGUUUCUUACUGGACCAGUUGCUGCAGCUGUCUGGAGGUUUUUUGCCAGGAAAUUUGGAAUUGCAGGUAUUCACUUUCUUAGCAUCUCGUCAGUGCUUCUUAGAUGGUUUGGUUCUCAUUUGCGGGUUGGUCCAGGCCAUAUUCGGGUUAUUCUACCGCUACUUGUCCUCUGGUUCCUCUGGAAGGGUAGGAAUGAUGCUCGUUUCAAUAGGGGCUCGUUUUCAACCUCCCGAGUCAUAUUCCAAGUGGAGUAAUUUGUUCGCAAGAUAGGUAUGGUGCAGGUGCUUGAUUUUCGUCAGUUCACGCGGGGACCGGGAUUGUGGUUGGGCUAGUCUGGCCCAAUGUCAACGUCUCUCGGUUCGUUUUCAAGUGGUUCGUUUUCAAGUGGUUCGUUGGCUCAAAUCAACGCUGCCUUGUGUGAAGCUCAACACGGAUGCUUGCGUCGCUGUGGGUGGGGCUGCUAGUGGGGUCUUGGUUCGUGAUUCGGAAGGCGAUUUAGUCUUCGCCUUCUACAAGGAGUUUGGAGAGGUGGAUAUGUUGACCGCGGAAGCACUUUCUCUGCAGGUUGGGUUAACACAUUGCCAGGCGCGUGGCGUGCAACAGUUGACGGUCGAGGUGGAUAAUAGGAGCUUGGUCCGAUUGGUGUCUUCCGAUGUUUUGGCUAAGUGACCUUUAAGCAGGGUAAUUCAGAGAUAUCGUCUUUUGCUUAGGGAAGUGCGGGCAACUGUCCAGUUCAUCUAUAGGGAGGGCAAUUUGCCCGCGGAUGCCCUUGCUGCUGCCCGGUUGGGCUGUGACGGGUUGUUCACUAGUUUGGCAUACUUCCGGCCUCAGUUAGAGCUUGUUGUCUUUUGGAUAAGUCCUCGUUUCUCCACUUUCAUCAUAGCUUUGCUCGGGUGUAGUGUGUUUUGUACGCGGACUCAAAAAAUUGUACUAAAGUAAAUUUAAAAAAAAAAACAAAGAAAAAAAGUUCAUGAAUCAUCAACUUGAAAAACUA